UUAAUAACAAAAUCAAAUAUGGACUUAUUUUCCCUCACAAAAUUACUAGAGGAGGCGAAAUUUCACCCACUGAACUUUCUGGUACCAACUCGAAUAGCUCCUCUUGAUCGAAAUAUGAGCUAUUCAUUAGGCCAAAACCAUGCCAGGGAGCCCAAAAAAGGUAAUAAUCUGGCUCCACCUCGCUAGGCAGGACAGGGUUCCUUCUGUAGCUGAGGGAGCUUCUUUAACAAGACAGUUUAUCUAUCCAAAAUCAGAAUCUUCUUAUCAAGUAUAGACGAGGAAGUAUUCUACAAAUUCUAUUCAGAGUCACAGUCAAAAUGGUUUGCUCUAAAAAUAGCUCCUUGCCCUCAAAAAUACCUUGAAUCCCCGAAAACUCACUAAACUGAAAUGAUGUCAAGGAGUUCUUAGCCCAGAUUACAGCUUUUGGUAUGAAGACGAAGGAGAAGUUCUGUAUUACACUAUUUUCAGUGUUGAACAAGAGGCGGUCUUUCUCUCCACAAUCCUUGCUGAGAGAGCAGCAGAUGAGAGCUCAGAUCAGCAAUUUUGCCACCAGCCUGAAGAAAAUAUAGAAUUCGAUGACGAACUCAUGCCAUUCAAAUAAAGGAGCAGUCAACUGCUACCCAUACUUUGAAGAGCAAGAGCUCUUAAGAAUCUGGGAGCAGAUCACUGCAAGUCUGUCAUCCCUCAGACAUAGGAAUCUUUGUCACAGAGAAGUCUGUCCGUCAAAUAUUCUCGUUACACAAUUCGAAGAUUCCCAACCAAAAGGCCUACCAGGUGAUCAGAAUUGUUCACUCCUUAAAAAGAUCAAAGUGUUUCAGCAUAAAAAUAUGCAAGAGAAGCCUAUGUUUCCAAAGUUGGUACAUGAGCCGAUGCCAAGGCAGAAGACAUUCAAGUUCCCUCGGAUCUCUAGCUUAGAAACGAUCAAGGCGAACCUGACGAGGCUACCUAAGUUUGAAGAACUAACUUGCUUCAGGAAAAAUAAGGGUUCAUUUACAACAAGGUUCAGCACGAGGUCAAGCCAUACGAGGAACUCAGAGAUCCCUCAGUACGAGUCUCCUAAGCAGACACCUAAUGUAUUUCCCUUAUCGCCUUCUAAGCUACACCUGAGGUCUCAGAGGCUUUUAAAUUUCUCUUCUUUACCAGUAAAGAAGCCAGAGAGGUUCGUGAGUGGCUGAAAGAUACUUAUUUCAGAUAAUUUGUGUACAAUCAACCAAGUAAGACGCCCACUACCAAAGCUGAGUCCAGAGAACUUAUCGAUGACAGAUCUUACCUUCGCUUCACCUCUGAUAGAAGGCUUCUGCCAAGAAUUUCAUGCUUGGAAUAAGUUGAUUGGCAAAGAGUUCAGAUAUAAAACUCCUGCUGAAGAAGAUGUGUACUCUUUAGGUUGAAUAUUCCUCAACACAUUGGUUCUUCAUAAGGAAAGAGUACACAGAAUUAAGAGAAAGGUAAACAGAUGAAAGAGUAGUAGGGAACGGACAGAAGUGAUCACCCAGGCUCUCCAACAUUCAACAGAGCGCUCUGGUCAGAAUUUACCAUAUCACAGCGUGAAAGAAAUGAUCAAACUGAUAUCUUGUUGUCUAAACCCUUGAUCUAAAGAAAGACCUUCCUUUGAUGCAGUGUUAGGGCUUAUCCAGUGAAUGCCUCCUCAAAGAAAUGUUAGGAAAAGAGUAUGUAGCCCUGAAGUCUUAUCGCAAGAGAGUUCAUUCGACUCUCUUUGUAACUUAUCAACGGACGAGAAGAUUCCUAAUAAGUUUCGGUACCUCAAUUAAGCACCCGAUGGUUUGUUUUUAACUGGAUCUUUGA
This is a messenger RNA of Moneuplotes crassus, 1803 nucleotides long. The record is from the annotation of a GenBank genome assembly. NCBI's taxonomy places the organism in Eukaryota, Ciliophora, Spirotrichea, Euplotida, Euplotidae.